Messenger RNA from Loa loa (African eye worm), 2875 nucleotides. RefSeq names its product metallo-beta-lactamase superfamily protein. Gene Ontology annotation, biological process: protein insertion into ER membrane; mitochondrial tRNA 3'-end processing. The transcript is spliced from 19 exons. Gene Ontology annotation, cellular component: mitochondrion; endoplasmic reticulum membrane. The record is from RefSeq and is a predicted model, not a curated record. The coding region runs from base 1 to 2706 and encodes 901 amino acids. Lineage: Eukaryota; Metazoa; Nematoda; Chromadorea; Rhabditida; Onchocercidae. Gene Ontology annotation, molecular function: protein folding chaperone; 3'-tRNA processing endoribonuclease activity.
AUGAUAUCUCUUUCAGUUAAAAAGGAGCAGGAUACUGAAGCAAUUAUUCAAGCUCUAAAUCAACGAAUCGGUGAAUACAGGAAAUAUCUUGUCAGGCACAGUAAGAGCACCUAUCUUGGUAAAAAAGCGUUAUCCUCUGUGGAAAUUUUAACUAAAGAACUGGCGGAGAUAAAACAAAUGAACAAAACAAAAACACCUCCGGCAAUCCCAUCUUGCGUAUCAAUCGAGAUUAUAAGCAAUGGCACAACUCACCUUAGACCAUGUGUCGUUAUACAUACAAAUUACAAGGAUUAUUUGUUUAACUGUCCGGAAGGCACUUCACGAUUUCUAGCUGCGAAUCGUUUGAAAGCUAUAAAUCUUACUGAUAUCUUCUUUACAAGAGAUACUUGGGAACAUUUUGCCGGCGUAUCUGGAUUGCUCAAAACACCAGUAGCGUCAUCGUCAUCCAAACUAGAACGAGUUAUCAGGUUGCAUGGUUCUCAUAACAAGACGAAGUAUUUUGAGUCCCAGAAUGAUCACACUGAUGCUGAUUUCCCGUCAACUAUAACCACUAAGCUUGAUAUAGCAUUCCUGGUUGAAUUGAAGCCGCCGCAAAGGUCCUUGGAUAUCCAAAAAAUUAAGAAGCUAAAAAUUCCUAGUGGUCCUCACAUGAAGCAACUGAAAGAUGGGGAAAAUAUAACGCUGUCUGAUGGACGUUUUAUCAAGGCAGAAGAAGUUUUAAGCGAUUUAAAGGCUAAGCCACAAUAUGCUUGUCUUAUCGUUGAAUGCAGUGAUCUAAGAAAACUGCCAUCAUUGCAGAAUAAUACUCUGCUUCGAGAUUACAAUAUACGAAACAAAACUUUGCGGUAUGUCGUCCAUUUUACUGAAAAUUCAGUGCUGAUUAAUGACGAAUACAAAUCUUGGAUGGCUUCAUUUGGUCAAAGUGUGGAGCACAUCAUUGUCAAUGGCACUGGUCCAUGUCUACCUCACAUGGAGGCGGUGUAUCGUAUUAAUGUUAUCUUGAAUCACAUUUGUCCAAAGUUGUUCCCUCUUCUGCAUCCAAAAGGAUUCAGUGGUACUAUACAGCAGGAUGAUGAUUGUGAAAGGAGCGGUAACUAUCUUUAUGUUAGGCCAUUCCAACGAUAUUUUUUGCGCAGGCCUGUCAAUUUGGAUUCAUCACCUCCCAAUGUGUCGUUAAUUCUGACUGAUUUGUUGCUGCAACUCAAAGAAAACUCAGCAACUUCUGAAGCCAUUAAUUUGUUCAUGCGUAAUUCAUCAAAUCUACUAGAAAACGAAGACAGCUGGCCUCGGAUUUGUUUUCUUGGUACAUCGUCAGCCGUACCUACUAAUUUCCGUAAUGUUAGCGCAUAUUUUCUUCAAUUUAACGAAAAUUCUUGUAUAUUUGUUGAUUGUGGCGAAGGAUCAUACGGUCAGUUACGCACUUUAUUUGGUGAUGUAGUCUGUGAAGAUUUGUUGUUGAAAUUAAAUGCAGUUUUCAUUACACACGGUCAUCAGGAUCACUAUCAUGGGAUUUUCACAAUUGUUCAGUGUCGGAAAAAAUUAUUUGUGAAAAGAGGUUUGACAUAUAAACCGUUAGUUGUGAUUGGUGGAAAUCAUGUUUUGAAAGUUUUCCGUGAUAUUGAUCGUAGUUUUGGUAAUUAUACACGAGAUAUGCAUAUUGUGGACAUCUCUAAGAUAUUGUGGACACUUUCCCAAGAGAAAGGAGGUCCAGUAGAGGCGGCUGAUUUGACUGGUCAAAUGCCUCCGGAAAUUGUAAAUGUAAAAAGUCUUGGAUUCAAAAGUAUCAUUGCGGUUAAGGUGAAUCAUGCAAGAACUGCUGUUGGUUAUAUAUUUACCGAUUUGAAUAACCGAAAAUUUGUGUUCUCCGGAGACACAAUGCCUUGUGAGCAGCUUGUGAAUCAUGGGAAAGAUGCACUAGUUCUUGUUCAUGAGUCGACUUUUGCGGAUGAUGAAGAGGCACAUGCUCUAUAUAAGAAACAUAGUACAAUGAAGCAAGCUUUUGAUGUUGCUACACGAAUGGGCGCGAAGAAUUUGGUGCUAACACAUUUUAGUGCUAAGUAUCCGAAGGUACCACCGUUACCAGAUUAUAUCGAAAAAGCGGGUAAUGUUACCAUUGCGAUGGACAAUAUGAUUGUUACACCAAGUGAUCUGAAACUUUCAGCAAAACUUAUCCCGGUUCUCCGAACAGUUUUCGCGAAAGAAAUUAUCGAAAUAAUGCAGCGAUCUUUGAAAAGACAUAUUCAAGAAGACAUACUUGCGCGAAGAUUUGUUGAUACUCUUGGCGGUACGGUGCAAAAGAAAAAAGCGUCCGGAAAUUUAGCCUUUUCAGAUUCCAUUCCAUCAAUUCGUUGGUUUGAUUAUUUUCGUACUAGAAUAAAUAUGCAGAACGGUGAUGUGAAAAGGCCUGGCAGGAUAGUAAGAUAUAAACCUGUGGAUCCGCAAUCAUGUCUUUCGCUUACAGAUGACCCAAUCCCUGAAUACAUGAAUGUGUUAGGAAUGGUUUUUAGUAUGUGUGGAUUAAUGAUGAGAAUGAAAUGGUGCGCCUGGGUCGCACUUCUAUGUUCCUGUGUUAGUUUUGCGAAUGCGAGGACGAGCGAUGAUGCAAAACAAAUUGUUAGCAGUUUCAUGCUUUCAAUUUCCGCUAUUGUUAUGAGUUACUUGCAAAAUCCGCAACCGAUCAUACCGCCAUGGGCCAACUUGUUAUAGCAGCAGCGACUCAGUAAUGUACAAUCAGUUACUGAAGUCGUGCAUGAGUGUUGUUUGGCGCCAAUUACCGAUUACUAUUAAAAAUACGGCUUCUGUGUCUAAACGGUAUCUUCUCAAUUUCAUAGAUGCGAACCUUUGUAUUAUUGAAAUUUUUGUGUGCAAAAACCAG